Messenger RNA from Penicillium angulare, 660 nucleotides. RefSeq lists its product as uncharacterized. The coding region runs from base 1 to 660 and encodes 219 amino acids. The record is from RefSeq and is a predicted model, not a curated record. The transcript has a single exon. Lineage: Eukaryota; Fungi; Ascomycota; Eurotiomycetes; Eurotiales; Aspergillaceae.
AUGUCAAGUCCUGAGGUCGUUUGUCAAAUUACCGGCCUCAUUGGGGUCAUAGAAAAGUUAAUGGCGGCAUUUGACUCUAUCAAAGACCUCUCUGACUUACCGGAAGCUUUUCAGGAAACCAGUAAUUGGCUUCCUCUUGUUGAAAGGACUUUGCGAAAUUUCAAAAGCUCGGCGGAGAAAUUGAAGACCGUUGAAGAUGUCCCGGCAUUGAAAUCCAUCCUGUAUAGUUGCGACGAGAAAGCCGACAGCCUACUGGACAUAUUUGAGCAGCUUGGUGAAAAGUCAAACGGCGAAUACAACUUGUCCGUGUACCAUGGCAUAGUGAUGAGGCAAGGAAAGCAGCGUGUGGAGACUUUGAUGGAUAGCAUUCUGGAAGGCUUAGGAGCAUUGGUUACUCACAAGGCAUUUCUGGGUGAAAUGCACGGCCAUAUCCACCUUUUGGCGAAGGGUCGCGAAGUUCUAGCGGGAGUUUGUCCUUCACUGUCAGAUUCGGAUCUAGCUGAGCAGCCCGGGGCUGCAAACCAGUACGGCGAGAACAGCCGCCAGUACAAUUUGUUCGGUGAAGGUACACAGAGAAUCGCAGAUGGCCACUACUUCGAGGCCAAUGGGAACCAGAACUUUGGUAUAUUACCAUCCAAGGAAACUGUGGAGAGCAAUUAG